Ricinus communis (castor bean) is the source of this 2103-nucleotide messenger RNA. RefSeq names its product adenylate-forming reductase 03009. NCBI's taxonomy places the organism in Eukaryota, Viridiplantae, Streptophyta, Magnoliopsida, Malpighiales, Euphorbiaceae. The record is from RefSeq and is a predicted model, not a curated record. Bases 199 to 1854 code for a protein of 551 amino acids. The transcript has a single exon.
AACAAAAAACUUGCAAAAAAAAAAGAAAAAUUUGACUUUUUUUUUGCUCCGCAAAGAAUGAAUGAGGAAUUAAUUCAUGCAAGAACACGAGAAGAAGAAGUCCUAUCCAAGCCCUAUAAAUAGCAAACUUUCGCAACUGCAGAAUCAUCUCUUCUUCGCCUGCAAAUCAUUCUGGUGUCUUUUCCCGAGAGAAACAGCAUGCAAAGCCCAGUAAGAUUUUCAAGCUGCCGAGGAGUGGCUUUUGAAAUCAAACCUCAUCCUGAUCCAUUUGCCAUUUCAGCCCCCAGCAAAAAUGAUGACCCAAAAGGCAGCAACCGAUUUUGGCUUUCUUGGUUUCAAGCUGGUAGCUCCUCUAAAGUGUUCCCUUCUUCUGUUCAAAGAUCUGUAAGUCGAGGCAGUAGCCAUUUCUGUGACCUUGACCCUGAAGAUGACGAUAAAGAAGAGGAUGAUAUCAGUUUCGAAAGAUUGGAAGAAGGGAAAAUGGACGAGCUAGUGCAGAAGGAGACACCGCGUCCUUCUGCUAGUAAGAGUGAGCAACCAGCAAAGGCUGCUCGAAAGCAAGAAUCAAGGUUGUCGGUAAUAUUGCUUGAUCAAGGCUUGUUCACCGUGUACAAGCGGCUUUUUAUCAUUUCCUUGACCUUGAACAUGCUAGGUUUAAUCCUUGCAGCUACUGGAAACUUUCCGUAUGCAAGAAACAAGGCUGCACUCUUUGCCAUAGCCAACAUUCUUGCUCUGACACUAUGCAGGAGCGAAGCCUUCUUGCGAGUAGUUUUCUGGCUUGCAGUCAAGGUGUUUGGGAGAUCUUGGAUGCCUCUUCCAAUCAAGACUGCAACGACCUCUCUUCUUCAAAGUCUUGGUGGAAUCCAUAGUGGGUGUGGUGUUUCUUCAAUUGCCUGGCUCAUAUAUGCUUUAGUUCUCACUCUUAAGGAUAGAGAAAACACUUCCUCAGCAAUCAUAGGUGUGGCCUCCACCAUUCUUUCAUUUCUUUGCCUCUCUGCCUUGGCUGCAUUCCCUCUUAUUCGCCAUCUCCAUCACAAUGUAUUCGAAAGAACUCACCGAUUCGCUGGAUGGACAGCUCUAGCUCUGCUAUGGGCAUUUGUCAUGCUCACUAUCUCUUAUGACCCGAAAACCAGAUCCUACAGUAACGAACUAGGCUCCGAAUUGUUCAGACGGCAAGAAUUCUGGUUUACAAUAGCCAUUACGGUUCUUAUUAUCAUCCCAUGGAUUACAGUAAGAAGAGUACCUGUCAAAAUAUCUUCUCCUUCUGGCCAUGCCUCAAUCAUAAAAUUCCAGGGAGGAGUAAAAGCUGGAAUUCUAGGAAGGAUUAGCCCAUCCCCAUUAUCAGAAUGGCAUGCUUUUGGUAUUAUUUCCGAUGGGAAAACAGAACACAUGAUGCUAGCUGGUGCAGUCGGUGACUUUACAAAAUCUUUAGUCGCAAACCCACCGAGCCACUUAUGGGUUAGACAAGUGCACUUUGCAGGCUUGCCUUAUCUAGUAAACAUGUAUGACAGGGUUCUUUUGGUGGCUACCGGUUCAGGAAUUUGCGUUUUCUUGUCAUUCCUUUUGCAGCCAUGUAGAGCUAGCGUAUGCUUGCUUUGGGUGGCUAAAGGGAUAGAACAAAACUUUGGUAAAGAGAUUAAGGAGAUGAUGAGCGGGCAUCCUAAAGACAAGGUAAUUGUGCAUGAUACUGCUAUAUUAGGUCGGCCUAAUGUUUCCCAAACGAGUGUUGAUACUGCUAAAAGCUGGGGAGCUGAAGUUGUCAUUGUCACGAGCAAUCCUGAAGGAAGCCGAGAUGUUGUAAAUGCUUGCAAAGCCGCACGAAUUUCAGCGUUCGGUCCUAUCUGGGAUUCUUGAACUCAGUGCAGUAUUAUAUGAUAUCUAAUUCUAUGUUAUCUUCUAUUUACUAUUUGUUUCUUUUUUAUCCGUCUCAUGUCCAAAUCAAUCAACGAAAGAUUAAACUCUAAUUUAUGAUCAUAAAUUAAUCCCGGCACAUGUAUGCAUUAAGAUAAUGUCUCAUGUUGCUAUUGAAAAUUAAUAAAGUAUACUUUUUGACCUAAUAUCGAAAUUGAUGGCAUUAAUUUUCCUUGUCAUUUUACUGUCUUU